AUGGCAAACCCGAAGGCCUGUGUCUGUUUUCUCUUCAUUUCCCUUCUCUCGUUUUUGUCCUUGUCUCUCGCUUUAACUGAUGGCGAGGUAGCAUACAUUGUGCGCCGCCAGCUUUUGUCUCUCCCCGAGGAUGGUGACCUUUCCGUUGAUAUGGUAUUCGAGGUUGAUGUUAAUAUCAAGUUUGAGAAUUCAAGGCUCAAACAAGCUUAUAUUGGCCUUCAGGCGUGGAAGAAAGCCGUCUAUUCUGAUCCAUUAAACUUUACGGGUAAUUGGGAUGGCCCUGAUGUCUGUGCCUACAAAGGUGUAUUUUGUGCACCAGCACUAGAUGAUCCCAAAAUGACUGUGGUAGCUGGUGUCGAUUUAAAUCAUGCGGACAUUGCAGGACAUCUCCCUGUUGAAAUCGGGCUUCUAGCCGAUGUUAGCCUUAUUCAUUUGAAUUCCAACAGGUUUUGUGGAAUAAUUCCAAAAAGCUUCUCUAAACUAAAACUUCUUUACGAGUUUGAUGUUAGUAACAAUCGCUUCGUUGGACCUUUCCCUAAGGUUGUAUUGGAUUUGCCCACCCUCAAGUACCUUGAUAUAAGGUACAAUGAUUUCGAAGGGCCGUUGCCUCCCGAACUUUUCCACAAGGACUUUGAUGCUAUUUUUGUCAACAACAACAGGUUCCACUCCAACAUCCCUGAAAGCUUUGGCAAUUCUCCAGCUUCAGUAAUUGUGAUUGCCAACAACAAGUUCACCGGAUGCAUUCCAGCCAGCAUUGGCAAAAUGGGAAAUACCUUGGAGGAGGUUCUUUUCUCGAACAAUCUUUUCUCUGGUUGCUUGCCAGAGGAAAUUACACUUUUGAACGGCACAAAGGUUAUUGACCUAAGCAGUAACGAGUUGAUUGGAGACCUGCCUGAAGGUCUGGAGUACCUGCAGCAAGUAGAAAUCUUAGAAAUUGAAAACAACAUAUUCAGAGGAAAUGUCCCUGAAACCGUUUGCAGCUUACCAAAUUUGAAUAAUUUCACAUUCUCUUCCAACUAUUUUACGGCCAAGGAUCCAAUGUGCGAACCCAAGGCAGUGCAAGGCCUUUUCGUGGAUGACAAAAAUAAUUGUUUCCCGGGAAAGAACCAAAGAUUGGAAAAGGUCUGUAAGGAUGCCUUGAGUAGGCCUGUGAAUUGCACUGCUACAGGGUGCAGACCUUCGAACCCCGGCAUUGGUUCAAAGCCCCCACACAAACCUACUCCAUCGCCAAAGCCUGUAGCUCCACCAAGGCAUAAGCCCAUCCCACCACAGGAGAAACCGCCUUCGACCCCAUCAACACCAAAACCACAGCCACCAAAUCCUAAACCAUCUCCAUCACCAUCGGUUCCCAAGCACAAACCAACUCCCUCACCAUCAGUUCCCAUGCCUAAACCAACACCAACGCCUGAGACGCCAAAGGUUUCGCCUUAUUCACCACCCCCACCAAGUCUUAAAGCAGAGCCUCCACAAUCACCAAAGGCUCCUUCACCUUCCACCACCAAACCUCCACCAGUAGCCUCACCCCCUCCACCUCCACAAGUUCCCUCUCCACCGCCACGAAGUCCAAAACCAAAGCCUCCACAACCACCAAAGGCUUCUUCUCCACCCCCACCAAGUUCAAAACCCGCCCCAGUACCAGCUCCAACACCAAAACCUUCUAACCCAUCUCCCUCACCAGCACCUUCUCCUAAGUCAGUGAAACAGACUCCACCACCAUCAAAGUCCACCCCAUCACCCCAACUACCUGUUCAGUCGCCAUCACCUCUGCCACCAGUUGCCUCAUCGCAUCCACCUAAGCCAAAUCAAUCAUCAGCACCUGCUCCUGAGCCAGUGAUAUCAACUCCACCACCACAGAAAUCAACCACCCCAUCGCCCUCACCUCCUGUUCAGUCACCACCACCUCCACCACCAGUUGCCUCAUCUCCUCCUCCAGUUUACUUGCCACCUCCACGAGUUUCCUCCCCACCACCUCCUGUCCACUCUCCACCUCCAUCAGUUUCCUCCUCACCACCACCACCAGUCCACUCACCCCUCCCCUCCACCAGUUUCCUCCCCACCUCCUCCUGUCCAGUCACCCCCUCCUCCAGUUUUCUCCCCACCGCCACCAGUCCACUCACUCCCUCCACCAGUUUCCUCCCCGCCACCACCAGUUCACUCACCCCCUCCACCAGUUUCCUCUCCACUGCCACCAGUCCAAUCACCAUCUCCACCAGCUUCCUCCCAGCCGCCACCAGUGCAUUUACCCCCUCCACCAGUUUUCUCCCCACCACCACCAGUGCAAUCUCCACCACCACCAACUCCAGUCUUGUCUCCUCCACCUCCAGUGCAGUCAUUGCCACCAUCAGCUCCAUUAGAAUCGCCACCACCAACCACAUUUGA
Molecule: messenger RNA, 2379 nt
Organism: Fraxinus pennsylvanica
Lineage: Eukaryota; Viridiplantae; Streptophyta; Magnoliopsida; Lamiales; Oleaceae
Source: the annotation of a GenBank genome assembly